AUGAUUAGAUACAGGAGAUUGACUCAUUUUGAUGUCGACACAUUUGUUGAAGAAGUGCUUGUGAAGGGAUCAACGUUGAAAUGUCAUCAUAUUUGGAUCAAAUAUCAAUGGAGAUGUCACUGGGCACUGAUAAGGGAGUAUUUUUUAGUUCAUUGGUAUGGCUACGUUAUGCCAGAUGAUGUAUCUGUUUUGCUUGAGCAGCACAUUGGAAAAGGAGAAAUUGUAGAUUUGCUAUGGAGGGGACAGAUGGGUCUAUCAGAAGAAGACCAGAAGAAAUCCCAAGAACUAAGACUCCAACAAAAUGGUGGGGCCACCAUGGAAGGAAGCACAAAAAACAUGACACAAGCAAAUGAGAUGAGUACAACAAUUUGUGGAUCUCAAGUUGAGGGCAUGAGUUGUUGCCAGGCCAAUUGAAGCUCCCCUUCUUGUGCGAGCCCUCUGUUACCUGAAAAGGCAGAUAGUGCUCAAUUCAAUGAGGUGGUGGCAAAGUUUACAGUUGAAAAGAAGAGCAGCAAGAAACAAAUUUCCAAAAAUAAAAGUUGCUUAGGGGCUUGCAUGGGCGAAGUGUGCUCUAUGCCAACAUGGUUUGAGAGCUGGGAGUGUGAAGAUACAUAUGCAACUUUUGCUGUGAUUGGUGCUGCUGCAUCAGUUGCCUAUGCCUAUAGCUGCUACAAACAGCUUAGGUAAAUAAAACAAUUCGAACUUUGUGUUGUGUCAAUUCUGUAGCAGGGUAGCAACUUUCGCCUUCCUUGAUUUCUUUGUUCUGCUUCCAUUGCUGCGGCUUGAUGUAUAAAUUUUGAAAACCUCAAAGUUGUGUGAGCAAUAUUUGUAUUUCUUGUAGAAAAUUAGGCUUCAUAUUAGUAUGCAAUCUGAAUAAAAUUAAAAGGCAUUUCCUCGUUGUCACUGAAUUCGAUUACAAUGUGUGCUUUAGUUGUAAAUUGGUCUG
Ilex paraguariensis (yerba mate) is the source of this 946-nucleotide messenger RNA. The record is from the annotation of a GenBank genome assembly. NCBI's taxonomy places the organism in Eukaryota, Viridiplantae, Streptophyta, Magnoliopsida, Aquifoliales, Aquifoliaceae.